Messenger RNA from Cooperia oncophora, 600 nucleotides. NCBI's taxonomy places the organism in Eukaryota, Metazoa, Nematoda, Chromadorea, Rhabditida, Trichostrongylidae. The record is from the annotation of a GenBank genome assembly.
AUGCAUCGCACUCUUGUGAUGUAUUGGUAUGGACUGGUCAAUACUGCGAUAGUCAAGUGGAUCUCUGUGAUGAACAUAACCCAUGUGAGCAUGGUAAAUGCCAAGGAGGACUUCCAGGCAAUCGGAUCUGUGAUUGUGGCUUGGAGUACAAAGGUGAAGGUGCAAGAAAAGAUCACGUAUUGCCAGUUUGAACCCUGUUUCAAUAAUGGAACAUGUGUGGAAAGAUUCGCCGACGGCUACUCAUGCAACUGUCUGGAAGGUUGCAACUGCGAGACAUGGGUCGAUUUGUGUGCCGGAUGGCUCUGUGAGAAUGGCGGAUCGUGCGUGGUUCAGGAACAUCACCCCGAACUUUGUGCCAAUUUCACCUGUGAGCACGGCGGCACCUGCGUAAUAGAAGAUUAUGAGGCAAAAUGCGAAUGCCUAACUGGUUAUGGAGGUGUACACUGUGAAAAAGAAUUGACGGACUGCGAAGAAUUUCCGGAUCCAUUGAAAUGCCUUAACAGCGGCACAUGCAUGGUCGUUAACCGAACUCAACACUGUGAAUGUUCUAUCGACUUUUUCGGCACUAACUGUGAAGUGUUUGGUGUGAGUGCACUGUAA